AUGUACUUCCAGUCCAGUCCAGUCCUCCGAUAUCUCCAAGUACAGUGCCCAGCCAUGUCCGAGUCCAUCCUCGAUCGCGUCCGGUCGACCUGCGCUGCCGUCGUGCAGGACCCGCUCUGCUGCGUCCGCGUCGACUCAUCCGCGCUCGAUCGCUUUGUCUCGUCGUCGUCCAGCUUCACUGAGGCUGCCUUUGACGCACUCGCGCGGCCGACGCGGCUGCCACUGCGCUUUGACACGCUCGACCAGGAGCUCAAUCUGCACUGCGUGCUGGCGCUGCUCAACUUUGGCCACGGCUUCCGACGCGAGCUGCACGCUGCCGUCGACCGCGGCGCGUGGGAGUCGGUGCUCGUCGGCGUCAUGAGCAUGCACGUCGCAGGCGCUGCGUUGGAUGCGCGCUUCUUUGAGGCGCUGACCGAGAGCGACGUUGCCGAGCACUUCCAGCUGCCCAUCAUGACCGACCGCCCGCACGAGUCCAUCCCGGGGCUCGCCAUCUCAAGUCCGUCUGUGCUCAGGCCGUUCAUUGCGCUCGUGCAGACCGUGCUCAGAGACACUGGCGCCAGGCUCAGGCAGCUCGGCUACCAGCGGUUGUCGCAGUUUGUGCUCGACACGCUCAAGCCAAGCAGCGCCGCCAGCGCCACCAGCACGGCGGCAGGGCCAAGUGCUGCUGUGCUCGUCGAGCGUCUUGUGCAGUGCUUCCCCGCGUUCGAGGAUUGCAGCGUGUUCAACGGCCAUCGCGUACUGUUUCUGAAAAAGGCCCAAUUCCUUGCUUCGGAGGUCUACACGCUGUUUGGCACCCGCGAUCCCGAGCGGUUUGCCUUCAAGGACGUCGACCAGCUCACCGUGUUUGUGGACAAUGUCGUGCCUGCCGUCCUUCGUCAGCUGGGCAUACUCGUGCUUGCCCCGGAGCUUUGCACCAUGAUUGACUCGCACGUCGACCUGUCAACGACACGGCGCGUCGAGGGCAGCGCUCCCAUUGUCGAGCUUGCAGGUGGAAAGUCGCUCCAGGACGCGGAUGUACAACUGCGAGCAGCAGCAGUCUCGGCGUGCGAAGAGAUUGUCGCCCUGGCUCGCCAACGCCACCCAUGGGCUGCCACGCUCAACGCCAAGCGGCUGGACUAUUAUUUAUGGCGUCUUGGCAAGGAGCCCGGGUAUCGCACCGUGACCCGGCACAAGGACCAGACGACCUUUUACUAUUGA
Messenger RNA from Capsaspora owczarzaki ATCC 30864, 1197 nucleotides. RefSeq lists its product as hypothetical. Gene Ontology annotation, biological process: tRNA modification. Bases 1 to 1197 code for a protein of 398 amino acids. The record is from RefSeq and is a predicted model, not a curated record. The transcript is spliced from 2 exons. NCBI's taxonomy places the organism in Eukaryota, Filasterea, Ministeriida, Capsasporidae.